UGUUACUAUCAACCCGUUCGCUGGUAUUUGUAGGCUCCCACUUCCCCGUAAAAUACCGCGAGCCUUUUCAUGUUCAGAAUUAUUCCAGCAGUUGCCACCUCGCUACGGAGCCGCGUGGUUCGUGUCUACUGCUCUGCGAUUCUUUUCAAUUUGUACUCGCGUAGCUACGAUAUUAGAACCAACCAAGAUUAUGGCAGCCAAACGACGUGUUUGUAUUAUCGGAUCCGGAAACUGGGGCUCGGCUAUCGCCAAGAUAGUUGGAACAAAUGCUAGUAAACACAAUAGCUUCGAGGAUCGCGUCACAAUGUACGUGUAUGAAGAAAUAAUCAACGGGAAAAAACUCACCGAGAUCAUAAAUGAGACUCACGAAAAUGUAAAGUACCUUCCAGGACACAUACUACCAAAAAAUGUGGUUGCUGUUCCUGAUGUAGUAGAGGCUGCUAAAGACGCUGAUAUUCUUAUUUUUGUAGUUCCACAUCAAUUUAUAGAUAAGAUAUGUAGUACUCUACUAGGAAAUAUUAAACCUACAGCUGUGGGUCUCUCUUUGAUAAAGGGAUUCGAUAAAAAGGAAGGAGGUGGUAUUGAACUUAUUUCCCAUAUCAUUUCAAAAAAGCUUCAUAUUCCUAUGUCGGUUCUUAUGGGAGCAAACUUGGCAUCCGAGGUAGCUGAGGAGAUGUUUUGCGAAACAACUAUUGGUUGCAAAGACAAAGCUAUGGCUCCAGUACUGAGAGACCUGAUUCAAACAUCAUACUUUAGAGCUGUAGUCGUCGAGGAUGUUGAUUCUGUUGAAUGUUGUGGAGCACUAAAGAACAUAGUAGCUUGUGGCGCUGGUUUCGUUGAUGGUCUUGGAUUAGGCGACAAUACAAAAGCUGCGGUGAUCAGAUUAGGUCUUAUGGAAAUGAUUAAAUUCGUGGACGUAUUUUUCCCUGGUGGAAAACUCGAUACCUUUUUUGAAAGUUGUGGCGUAGCGGAUCUUAUUACUACAUGUUACGGUGGCCGUAAUCGCAAAGUUUCAGAAGCAUUUGUAAAAACUGGCAAGACAAUCGUAGAAUUGGAAAAGGAAAUGCUGAAUGGACAGAAAUUACAAGGUCCUUUCACUGCCGAAGAGGUAAAUUAUAUGUUGAAAGCAAGAAAUAUGGAAAACAGAUUCCCACUUUUCACAGCUAUACAUCGGAUUUGCAUUGGUGAGAUAAAGGCUACGGAGCUAAUUGAAUACAUACGCAACCAUCCGGAACACAUGUAAGCUCAAUUGUCACCACCGCACGGUGGAUUAGUUUAAAUUCCUGACCUUUAUCCAAAAUUGAUGUAGUAUCAUAGGUAUUUUGUUUGACGCAUUGUACAAAUUUAUUUCUGAAAUCAUUCUCGAUAUAUUUUUCUGCUAUUACAUGAAAAUACAGGAAUUCAGCAAAGAACAGCAUGUAAAUAUGUAAUAUUUAUUGAGAACGAUCGGACAUGUUUAUUUUUAUACAAAACACUGAGAUUUAAAUUUCAGUUUGUUGAAAAAUUGCUAUUUUAAUAAUAUAAAUUUUUAUCUUGUCCGUAUCUUGCCGCGACAAAACUAUUUUGUUUAACCAUGGUCCUGAUUGCACUGAUGUUGCUGUUCCAUUAUUUUAAUAUACGUAUAUGAAAAAGAUCGAUAGAAUUGUACAAAGUACCUAAUACUGACAGUGAUAUGUAUCAUAUGUAUAAACAUGUACAUAUAUGUAAAAAGUUAAUCAUUGUGCACACCUCGGUAAAAAUAGCUAUAUAUUUUUUCUAACGAACCUAUUCUUGACUUAUUUUAGUCAAUAAAAUAUUUUAUGUACGCCUAAAGUGAUUUUAAUCGCUCGCUAAAACAAGUACCAAACACGUUUCAUUAUGCUCGGAAAAGAAUGAAGCACAUUUUUAUCAUCAUACGAAUCAUCUCGUUUUCGUUGAAACGACAACUUAUGUUCGAGAAAAAAAUUUAUGUAAAGGAAUGUAUUUGAAUGUGUUAUGCUCCGUUUACAGUUAUCAUAAAAUCAUUUUAAAAUUAACCAGAUGCAAAAAAUUUUAUUUCAUUCAUAAAUAUAA
This is a messenger RNA of Colletes gigas, 2052 nucleotides long. It is a transcript of the gene Gpdh1, whose product is annotated as glycerol-3-phosphate dehydrogenase [NAD(+)], cytoplasmic-like. The coding region runs from base 191 to 1243 and encodes 350 amino acids. Lineage: Eukaryota; Metazoa; Arthropoda; Insecta; Hymenoptera; Colletidae. Gene Ontology annotation, biological process: glycerol-3-phosphate catabolic process; carbohydrate metabolic process. Gene Ontology annotation, cellular component: cytosol; glycerol-3-phosphate dehydrogenase (FAD) complex. The transcript is spliced from 7 exons. The record is from RefSeq and is a predicted model, not a curated record. Gene Ontology annotation, molecular function: protein homodimerization activity; NAD binding; glycerol-3-phosphate dehydrogenase [NAD(P)+] activity.